Paramecium pentaurelia is the source of this 1528-nucleotide messenger RNA. The record is from the annotation of a GenBank genome assembly. NCBI's taxonomy places the organism in Eukaryota, Ciliophora, Oligohymenophorea, Peniculida, Parameciidae.
UAUGGAUCCCGAAGAAAAACAAUUAAUUGGUUCAAUACUUAGUGGUAUGUGAAUAUUAUGAUAAUGUCUUAGAUGAAAGCGAAGUGUAAAUGUAUGAAAGGAAAUAGACUCGAAAAAAGAGUAAAUUAUCACUGAACGCCAAAGAGUUUUAACCUAUAUUGGUUCAAUCCAAUGAAAAAAUUGAAAUUCUUGGAGAAAAUCAUGGUUAUGAAACUCUGACUUACAAUUCCACAAACACAUAACCUUAAAUGUAUAUAUACUCAUUUUACAUAUUAGAAUUAACGAAAGACAAAAAGAGAAGAAACCUUCUAUUAAAAUUUAUCAUGAUUUGAAGUAACUUUAAUUCUCCCCUAAAAAACACUAAACUAUGUAACCUAUUACUCCACCUUAAACUUUCUAUUUCACAUUUAACAGCCAUCCUUCUCUUUAAGAAGAUAAUUAAGUUCAAUUAUAAUUAAGACAAGAUGAUUAUCAAUUUAGAAAUUGUUUAGUAUCUCUUUUCUUUAAUUUUUAGGAUUAAAUAUGUGGGAAUUAGAAUGCUUCAAGAAAUCUAUAAAAGAUUUUUGAUAAUGGUACCUUUUUAUAAAGAAGUUUGAUCUUUGAGACUAUAGAAAAAAACUUAAUUAAGACAUCAAAAGAUUUAUUUGGAAAUUAUUUGGUUUAAAAAAUAUUUUUAUCAGGUAUUUUAAUAAAAUAAUUGAUUUAGGUGAAAAAUAAUGGAAAUUAAGUUUAUUUCAUCAAUUCCAAGGUUAUUGUGUUGAAUUAUCUAAAAAUCAAUAUGCUUCUAGAGUGAUGAAUAGAAUGAUAGAAUUUUUAAAAUUUGAGGAUCAUAAUUUAUAAAUUGAAUUUAUGGAUGAGAUAAAAUAACAUGUUAGAUAAUUAAUUAAUGAUAACAAUGGUUGUUAUGUAUUAUUAAGUUGUUUGGAGAAUUUUGAUUACAAACUUUGUGAAUAUAUGAAGAAACAUAUUGAACAAUCAGUAUAUUCUAUGUCAUAGCAUACAUAUGGAUGUAGAAUAAUUUAAUUUAUGCUUUAAAAAUAAUAUAGUUAAUCAUUAUUAGACUAAAUUAUGGAUGUAUCAUAAUAACUUUGUAUUUGUGAAUUUGGUAACUACAUAAUUUAGUUUAUAUUGAAGAGUAAUUUUAAAUUGUAAAAAAUGGAACUGUUCAGAAUUAUUAAGAGUAAUUUUUAAACAUUAUCUUACAACAAAUAUGGUAGCAAUGUUGUUGAAGUUUUUCUUGAUGUAAUUGAAUAAGAAGAUAUUAAAUUUAUUACAAAUAUAAUGUUAAAUGCUGAUCUAGAGAACAAGUAAAUUAUAUUAUAAUAUUUUAGUUAUUUAUUUGUAGCCUUUGCAACACAUCCAUUUGGAAAUUAUGUUUUUAAGAAAUUCUUAUAGUUAGAUUAAUAAUAUAUUAUUCCAGUUCUUGGAAUAAUGAAGAGACAUCCUGAAAUACUAUAAUAAAUCAAUACUUCUGAAUAUGGAUAGAAGAUAUUCUCUGUUGUAGAAAGAUCCAUCCAAUUUAUUUGAA